UCGAACUCGUAGGGGGAAGAGUAUUUACGCCGCGAAAUACUCUCGGGUAGGGUGACUUCACGUCGUCGGCGGGUGAGUCAUCUGAGUCGGUGUAGGAUGAAUUCUUCGCCGGGAAUCAUCCGAGUAGUUUUUCGUAAAGCCCCGGACGUGUGCUGUGCCAGGCGCGUGUCUAGGAUAAGCUGCUCUCGAUCGGCACACGGACGGGCAAAGAGGUGAGGGCCUCGAGCCAAACCAAGCGGAGCCAAGACCUCGAGUCGCUAGAGGAGAGGUCGUUGGUCUCUUGCAGUGGUCUCGAACAGAGGCGGAGCGCACGAUUUUCGUGGGAACCAAGCUAGUCUCGAGUUGCGAGUAAAGGCCGGAUCUCGAGUCGUUAGAGGAGAGGUCCUUAGUCUUGAAUCGUAACGAGAGGCAGGGUAUAUAUGCUGGAGUUUGACUCGAACUGGAGUUUGCCGAAGAGCGCUUAAGCGCGGACUUGGUCUCCCAUCUUGGGUACAGCCUUCGUUGCAGGUCCGGAUGGGAAUUAUGGCCAGAGGCCCCAGGUGGAUUUUAUGGCGUAGGGGUACUUAGUAUCAUGAGUCGUCCAAUUGCACCCAUGGACCCAGAGUAGCAUACUGGGGAGACUCGGUCGCUCGCCGUGCCUUGGAAUGCAAUCCGUAAAAAGGAUUUACCACCUGGGUGAUCAACCCAUGGUGGGACAACCAGUGUUCCAAGCUUUAUAAGGACAAAUCAAAAGCAUUCAAAGAUUUUAGAAAACAUGGAACCCUCGAUCAUUUUCAAGCAUAUCAGUCCCUUGAAAAUCAAUUCAAAAAAUUGAUCAAAGGGAAAAAACUAGCACAUUGGCGUACAUUCGUGGAGGGUUUAUCACGAGAAACGUCCUUGAAUACCUUGUGGAAAGUAGCACGAAACAUGCGUAAUCGAUCUUCAACAAAUGAAAGUGAGGAACAUUCACAUAGAUGGAUAUUCAACUUUGCACGGAAAGUCUGCCCCGAUUCCACACCGAACCAAAAAAUUGUCCGGAAUGUGUCCUUAGACAGGUGCAAUCUGGAUUCCAGCUUUUCGAUGGUCGAAUUCUCACUUGCCCUCCUCUCUUGCAACAAUUCAGCUCCGGGAAUUGAUAAAAUCAAGUUUAACUUGUUGAAAAACCUUCCGGAUGCCGCCAAAUUUCGCUUGUUAAAUUUAUUUAAUCAAUUCUUGGAGCACAACAUUGUUCCCCAAGAGUGGAGACAAGUGAGAGUCAUUGCUAUCCUAAAGCCCGGAAAACCAGCGUCUGAUCCCAAUUCGUACCGUCCAAUAGCGAUGUUGUCUUGUAUACGCAAAUUGAUGGAGAAAAUGAUCUUGUUUCGUUUGGAUAAAAGGGUAGAAACAAAUGGUCUCCUUUCAGAUACUCAAUUUGGGUUUCGAAGGGGCAAAGGGACAAACGAUUGCCUUGCUUUGCUGUCUUCAGAGAUACAAAUGGCGUACGCAAAACGUGAGCAAAUGGCUUCAGUGUUUCUAGACAUAAAGGGAGCUUUUGAUGCAGUCUCAAUAGAGGUUUUAUCAGACAAGUUGCACUCCCGGGGUCUACCUCCACUAUUGAACAACAUCUUAUACAGCUUGCUUUGUGAGAAACAUCUGAACUUUGCUCACGGAGAUAUAGCAGUUAGAAGAAUCUCUUAUAUGGGCUUCCCGCAGGGUUCAUGUUUGAGUCCACUUUUGUACAACUUUUACGUAAGUGAUAUCGACAGUUGUCUCUCUGAUGGCUGCACUCUAAGAUAACUUGCAGAUGACGGCGUGGUGUCUGUCACAGGAUCUACUGAGUCUCAUCUGCACAGACCUUUACAAGAUACUUUAGACAGAUUGUCUUCCUGGGCUUAGAAAACGGAGAUGGUAGUUUUCUCUAAGAAACAUAGACCUGCUCAACCUAAGCUUCAACUCCUAGGCAGAACGAUCACUCAAUCGAGGUGUUUUAAGUAUCUUGGGGUUUGGUUUGAUUCCAAAUGUACAUGGAGAGCCCAUAUUGAGUAUCUGAAAGGAAAAUGCCAACAAAGAAUCAAUUUUCUCCGAUCAAUCACUGGCACCUGGUGGGGAGCCCAUCCAGAAGAUCUUUUAAAAUUGUAUCGAACAACCAUUCUCUCAGUGAUGGAAUAUGGUAGCUUCUGCUUCCAGUCAGCUGCCAAAUCUCACCUCAUCAAACUCGAGCGUAUCCAAUACCGCUGCCUCCGCAUCGCUCUGGGCCGUAUGCCCUCUACGCAUAACAUGAGUCUCGAAGUUUUGGCAGGAAUACUUCCUCUUAAAGAUCGAUUCAAUUUACUAUCACUCCGGUUCCUCAUCAGGUGUGAGGUCAUGAACCCAUUGGUGAUUGUGAAUUUCGAAAGGUUACUUGAGCAAAAUCUUCAUACUAGAUUUAUGUCUAUAUACCAUGUCCUCAUGUCAAUGCAGGUAAACCCUUCUUCGUAUUCUCCAACUCGUGUUUGUAGCCCAGACUACGAUCAUUUUUCUGUCCAGUUUGAUUUGUCUAUGCAGCAGGAAAUUCGUGGAAUCCCGGUCUCGCAUCGCCCUCUUCUGAUUCCAAAAAUUUUCGAAGCUAAAUAUAGACACGUCGAUGCUGAUAAAAUGUACUUUACCGAUGGAUCUCUUAUAGAGGAAACAACAGGAUUUGGAGUGUUCAACGAAAUAUCUAGCGCCUCUCACAGUCUUCAGCCACCAUGCUCUGUAUAUGUAGCGGAGUUAGCAGCUAUUCACUGGGCUUUGGACAGUAUCGCAUCACGGCCAGAUGGACACUACUAUAUUGUAACGGAUAGUCUGAGCUCUGUUGAAGCAAUCCAUUCGAUAAAACCGGGAAAGCACUCGCCGUACUGUAACCACUUGUUCCAAAUUUAACUUGUUGGCUUCGCCACAAUUAUUUUCAAAUUAGUUUUCAAAACCCAAUCUAGCUAGACUCGCGAUUUAUUUUCCUAUCACCAACAACCACCCUAAAACAAUCUACGACUAGUACAAGGCAUGGUGUUAGUAAACUUCUUUCAUGAGUGCCGGUUGUACCUUAUUUGACAUCAGCACUUUUCAGUUCUACGAGCUCUCGGUAACUGGGUUGAACUUCCCUAUUUAAGCCACCUGUCGGUCGCUAGCUGAAGCUGCUCAUGGAGAAAGUUGCUGCAUGGGUUGAACAGUAACGUCAGAUUUCGGGAAUUUUCUCUCUGUUCUCUUCUCACGAUUAAAAUUAGCUUCGGAAGUAUCAGUUCUGACAAUCUUAGUUCUUUCCGUUUGCAGCCUUUGGCGAAGAUAGUGCGCGAGUAGUGUCGGUUAAGAAGGUCUGAAAAGUGACCAUGUGUUUGGUGGAAGAUUUUAAUAAUUUCUCGGUUAUAUUUUAGGUUGAAAAUCGGUUACUAAAAGUACAGUUACAAACUAGUUCGUCUACAGUUAUACAAAACACAAAAAUAGUACGGUGUGUAGAUAUUACUCUAAAAAUGUGUAAAAUAUUAAAUUAUUAAAAAAUGUUCUACACUUAUAGUGGACGACAAAUAAUCUAUAUAACAGAAUCGUUAAAAUAAGUGAACACAAAAGCAAAAAAGAAAAAGGUCCAAUUAGGGCCUUUUUCGUUCUAUGUGCCAGUCUUUUAGACUGGAUAUCUUCUAACAGAACCGUAGUAACCUGGUCCUGCACAUCGAGCCGACGUAGUCUUCGCCAUUUCCGGUGCUGUCAAAAGGCACGUGUUUGACAACCACAACAACAAUCAUAUCUGCAACGGAAACCCAAGCCACCUUUGAACCGCCAACAGAAAUCACAGCCGUCAUUAACGAUUUCUGUUCUGGUUCAAUUCGGAAAUCCGUCAACAUUACGAAAGUGAGGUUAAGCCAGCACAAAAAGGUUGACCUCAAUCCCACCGCAUGCUAGGCCGGUGGUCCCCGAAGCCUGAAGAAGCCCUCAAUAAGUCGACAGAAAACGAACAAUACGCAAGUACAAAUGUGACGUCACAAACAUGAAUAUAUGUAACCGUAAAAUUUGUAAUAUAGGCCUAAUGUUUAAAAUUAAGUACCACUCGUAAAGCAUUACCUUAGAUCUGAAAUUAUAGCCCUGGGUUCUUGGAUUUUUCCACCAAUUUUUGAGCGUUCUAGUUUAACUCGAAAGGAAUUCACCCAAACCUUCCUCGCGAAACGCUCUUGCGUAAAGAUCGAAGAUUGUUGGAUAUUUUGCUUUGCAUUUCCUCUUAGUUACCGGAGGUUGAACACCUCUGAAAUUAUUUAAAUUGUACCACGUGAGAUCCCGUGUGGCGACCUAUGGACCGAUAGUGGAAACAGUUAGCGAAAGAUUUUGAUUUCCUAUCCCUCGGUUCCCUGCGCAUCGAGAUCUCGUUCAACCGUCAAGUUCUAUCAGAUAAGCGACCCUGUGGUAGCAUAGAUUCCCACCCAACCUACUUUCCCUUAUCCCGAGUGCUAGCGGGUAACAGUACUUCCUCGAGAAGAUACGAAAUAAUUUGAGUGCUUUAUCAAAACGUCGCUUUACCAUCACCUUUGUUUGGGUUCCCUCUCAUUGCUCGAUAGUGAGCAAUGAGAAGGCAGACUCUCUGGCAAA
Uranotaenia lowii is the source of this 4548-nucleotide messenger RNA. RefSeq lists its product as uncharacterized. The coding region runs from base 1864 to 2859 and encodes 331 amino acids. Gene Ontology annotation, molecular function: nucleic acid binding. The record is from RefSeq and is a predicted model, not a curated record. The transcript has 2 exons. Lineage: Eukaryota; Metazoa; Arthropoda; Insecta; Diptera; Culicidae.